This is a messenger RNA of Penicillium alfredii, 1494 nucleotides long. RefSeq lists its product as uncharacterized. NCBI's taxonomy places the organism in Eukaryota, Fungi, Ascomycota, Eurotiomycetes, Eurotiales, Aspergillaceae. The record is from RefSeq and is a predicted model, not a curated record. Bases 1 to 1494 code for a protein of 497 amino acids. Gene Ontology annotation, molecular function: guanyl-nucleotide exchange factor activity. Gene Ontology annotation, cellular component: cytoplasm. The transcript has a single exon.
AUGAAGCUAUUAGCCUUUGGAUCCAAUGGGUCUGGCCAACUGGGCAUCGGCCACACCGACGACGUUUCCCAGCCCACGCCGUGUCUGUUUCUGGAUUCCAGCGAAGACCGGCAGAGCAGACCGGCAGAAUCAAGGACAGAAGAGACCGAAAUAGUAAAGAAAAAUCUCCUUGCUCAAAAUGCAAGCCCCGACCUCUUGGAUGAAAUCGUCCACAUCGCCACUGGCGGUAACCACACUCUGGUCCUCACUGCGCGCGGACACGUCUAUGCUGCGGGGUGCAAUUUGGACGGGCGAUGUGGACCAGAUUAUGAUUAUUACAACAGCAAUGAUGAGAACUCGACCUCUGCCUAUUCUUCAUCUGAAAAGAAUCUUCUGAACUUCCGGCGGGUCGUCCUAACGGACCCCGUUACGGGGACUGCCGUGCGCACGUUCAAGCAUGUUGCCGCGACGUGGGAGGGGUCGAUUCUGGUAUCGCGCAGACCUGUCAAUGCACCAGAAUCAAGUCCACGCUCAGAAAAUGCACCCAACUCCCAAGAUACAGUCUAUGUCCUGGGCUCCACCCCCAAAGGCGAGCUCGGGCUGGGUUCUGGUGAUACCCAAGCACCUACAUCUACACCGACACCUGCAUCUGCAUCUAUCCCAGCCUUCCCACCGCAUGGUACAUCUAUUGUGGGGUUAGCCAGCGGCAUGGGCCAUGCAGUUGCCAUUCUUUGCACCGGCGAGGUCUAUGGCUGGGGCGCGGCGCGGAAGGGCCAGCUCGGCGACGGCAAUAAGCCAGCUAAGAUUCUGUGGACUCCGACCAGAGUUGAUGGGAUCCCAUUUCGUGCGUCUGGUGCAUCAUGUGGGCGCGAGUUUACGGUUGUAUUCGGGGACUGCAAGAGAGGGGAGUUUGUUGUGUUGGGAGAUCGGGGGAACCGGUGGGGGGUUCUGGAUGGACCUCUGCAUUUUUCUUCGGUGGGAGACACGCCGAUGACUGCAAAUUUAAGUGCAGAAGAAAACAAAGGCUCUGAAAGCUAUUUGCAGCAGAGUGUGGAAGGUCGCGGCAACCCUUACACGUCUCUCAGCACAAGCUGGAACGGGGUGUAUGUACAUACUGCCCCGAACCAAGCCUUUUCCUCGCUCCCCUCGACCUCGACAUCAACACACCUUCCUCCUCAUACUUCUCCUCUUCCUUCUGCUUCUUCUGAAAAGUCUGAUGCUGGCUUGCUUAUUGCCUGGGGCCGCAAUGACCGCGGCCAACUGCCCCCUCCAAACCUCCCAACCCCAAUCAAGCUCGCCGUCGGCAGCGAGCAUGCCCUCGCGCUCCUGGGCGACGGCCAAGUCGCUGCGUUCGGGUGGGGCGAGCAUGGGAACUGUGGGCCUGAUACUGAUGUUCGGGGCAAUGUGGCGGGCACUUAUAAUGUGGUUGCGCUUCCGGGAGGUGUGUGUGUUGGGGGUGCGAGGGUGGUUGGGGUUGGGGCUGGGUGUGCCACUAGUUGGGUGAUGGUGACUUGA